AUGCUGACUUGGAUAUACAGCAACAACAAGUUGUUUUUCACAUUGAGAUGCAAAACCACUGGUUGGUGUGCAGUCGCCUUUACAACAGGGGAUGGUACCGGCAUGAAGGAUUACGAUAUUGCCUUGGGCGGGGUCGCUUCCAACGGCAACUAUCUUGACGUAAGUAAGAUGGAGUUUCAUUCCGUAUAAGGGACUACCCUGCUUUUGAACAUUUGACGUCCUCCAGAUGGGCUACUGCAUUGAAUAGCGUUUCCAAAUUUACAGUAAGACUCAAGAAAAUAUUACUAUUACUAGCGGCUUAUACAACACUGAGAUCACUAGAUAUAUGCAUACAUACUACAUACAUACUUCAUUAACGUGACUAACACUUAGCUAUGAAGCUAGUUUACAGGUCAGUCAUAAAGCUGGUUUACAGGUCAGUCGAUACAUAGCAACGAUAUAAACUGUUAACAUACUCUUGAGUCAACAAGGAGGUAGAUAUCGCUUAUAUUUGUGCCCACUGCAGCUAUGUAGCGGUAGUUAAGUGCGUCAGUUAGUCCGCAACGGAUACUCAAUGUUCAUAACAACAAAAUCUGUUCUUAUAAAAGAUCUACAAAACCUUUUAUGUCGUCAAAAAAAGAUUCUUUAACAAAACAAUUCAAAACGAAGUUUUUAAGACAAGAUCUCCGAAUAAGAAAAACCUGGUUAGAUUAGAAAAGCGAACGAUCCACUGAACGUGAAAAUGAGGACGUGAGUGAAUGGAUGUAAGGAGACUAAGGAGACUAUAGACAGUGUUCGUAUGUUGGCUGAAGGGAAAGACAUUAUCACCUUGAAAAUCGUGCGCAAAAGGCCAUUCAACCAGUCUAGUGAGGCAACAGGUCUCAGAAAUUUCGCACACAGCACGAAGUUGUAAUUUAAGAUUUAAUACGGCAAAAAGUGACGGUCUGUGUUAAAGAGGUAAAUAAGAGACUUUGUUUCUUUACCCGCAGGAUUACUGGAGCACCUCAACGACAAAACCAACAAAGGAUAGUGCAAAUAACUUUGUUCUUACAACGGCAACCGAGGCUGGUGGAUAUACAACGGUGCAGUUUGAGAGAGAUCCAGAGACAAGCGACACUGAUAACGAUGUUCAGUUUAAGGUAAGUUCUUCCUUUUUUAAAUUCCAUCUCCGGGUGGGACCGUGGACCCCACUCCCAUACGCCCCACCCAGAGAUGGAAAGGAGGGAGGAGUUCGGGUACAAAAGCGAGCCAUCCCUGCGGAGGGUGGUGCGACAACCUGUUGUCAGGUGUUCGUGUCAACGAAAAGAGGAAAAAACAGGACAAAAAAGUCCUUUUACACUAAAUUCGUAAAAAUUGUGUACAGCCGGUUUCCUUGUGGAUCCACAGAUGCUCGGAAUUAAAUACAUAGAUCCAAAAGGCAAAGGGGCGUUGUUUGUGAAGGCCCCGAGUGAGAAUAGGCAUCCAAGUUUAAUUUAGUCCUCGACUAUGUGGAGAAAAGUCUUCCCUGGACAGAGGGUCACUUCCCCGCCGAGUCAUCUUUAGCGCGGAGCGUUUAUGUUAACAAACCAAGAGCUGACAACAGCGCAAGUGCAUGCUCGCCUUGACUGACUUGACCCAGCUUGACGAGCCAACUUGAUUAUAUGGAGAAAAGUUGACCUGACCAAGGAAAUAUGUAACCUGGAUAGGCGUGUCAUCCUACAAGCCGAGCCAACUCUUUGAUUCUCGAUAACAGUUCACCAAGUUUUUUAAGGUGUAGGAGAAUUUGGCUAACCCAGGAUACUAGCUCGGGUAGGCUAGUGACCCUUCUAUCUCGAACAAGUCUUCUCCAUACAUACAUAAAUACACGUUUUAUUUGGAGUCUUAGCCGGGGGGGGGUGGGUAUGUGCCGCUGGCCUCUCAGUCCUCUCAUAGCCCCCACCCCAUUAUAGUCUAUUCUGUGACCAAUUAUAGACCCCAUCUUAGUCACUUUUAGGCAAAUAUGUAAUUUUCGCGAUCCUAACUUAGUCACUUUCUAUUUUUAUGAACUGACCCGUUUUUUAAACUGAAUGGAGAACACUUUACUUUUCACCUACAGUACAAACAUUCUGGUACGUUUGCUAACUGUAAAUAUGAAGAACUGUCUUACCCCAAAAAAUCCGAAAAUGUGCGACCCCAUUCUAGCAACUCUAUUGAAAAUGCGACCCCAUCCAGCGGCACAUCCCCAUUAGCCUCUUAUAAGGAGGAACCUUCCCCCGCGGGGGCCUUAGGAACUUGCUGCUGUUCCAGAAACUUGAAAAUAGCAUAAAAUUCUUUGCAUAUUUUUCAUGUAGCCUGGUACUGAAGUCAUGAUUGCGUGGGCCAUGCACAGCUCUAUGGAUGGAAAAGACGAUAUUUCUAGGCACACCGACAGAGAAUUACUACCAACCAAAUACAUACUGGUCCCAGGUGCAGCAAAUAUGCUGGAGUCAGGUGUCAUGCUCUCUGCGAUCCUGGCCGCCAUUGUUGUCUGUUUGGUGUCCUAAUGAGAGACAUUUACUUAACACCACGUUGAAUAAGACUAUCAUGGAACUUUUAAAACAUUUCUAAAUCACUAUGUCUUCGUAAUGCCGGCGGUUCAGCCUAAAACAAAAAGUGUUUUUUGUUAAAAGCACUUUAAUUUUCUAACGCUAUCUGAAAUUAGGGGCAAAUUGGUUUCAUUUAAGUCCAUUUAAGUGGUGAUAUGGACUCACGGACUGAAUAAUUUUAAUUCUCAACGUCGUAGUCGUUAGUGGGAGCAUCACGAUUCUGAUUCACAGCCUACUGUAGAUAGUUCAUAAUCAGGACGGAAAUUAGUACAUUCCGUCGCGCAUGAUAAAUGACCAUUUACUGGUGUAGGGUUGAAAUAGUUAUUUAUCCUGGUCGAAAUUUUUUUCCGUCAUGAGCUGCGGCUACAAUUUAAAUUCAAAAGAUUUGUUUUUAACCCCAAAAUUCGGGCCCAUUUUGGCAGUUAAAUACUGACAAUAACUUUUUUGAGGACUUUUUUGGCUAUCUAGAACUCAGCGAAAAUUGCUUUUUCUUCAGGAAUAACACCUACCACCAGUACCAUGAUGGUGCCCUCUUCCUCAAUUGGUUUAACGCCUCAAUCAACAGGUAAUGUAGACUAGCCAAUAAUCAUUUCUGUUAAUUUAAUUGUAAGAACAAGUUAUAGCUAAUCGAGAUUUACCUUAUUCUUCCAAUAUUAUAAAAAGCGAAUUGUUGACAUUGUUAACUCGGCAUAUUGUCAGUGAACUUUAAAAAAAAUCACUUUGUCUAUAGUCAGAGCCGCGGAAAAUGAAAAACUUAAAAUGAAUAUUAUAAUGAAAGAGCUACUCGUCUAAGCCUUAUCUAUUGGAUUCUUAGGGCCAACCCCAAAUAAUUACACUGACCCCCUCCACACCCACCCCCCCUCCCCCACCGAGGGCUCCCAAGCAGGAUGCGCAUAUUGUGACCGGUGAGUGAGCCACAAUAGGACAAUUGCACGACGACGUCAUUUUUACAACAACUACCAGAAUCCUUGAGUUUGUUGUUUUCUUGUCCAAAUUAAGGCUAUUGUUCUUUUAUCCUCAAGGGAAUUGACAAAUUUAAAUAACAAAGCAAAAACGAAAUGAAUUCUGGUAGUUGUAGUCAAAUAUCGUCAUCGUGCAGUUGUCCUAUUACUGACUAUUAUUCCACACCGGAUACAUGUACAUAAGAAUUUUGUUAGAUCAUGUUAUCUCUACACAACCAAUUUCAGUCAGGGUUUUAGCUGCGGAAGCCGGAGCUUAACAAUUAUAAACGUCUUAUAGGAUAAUUUGUACCUUAACGCAUUUAAGUAAACAGCAAUAUUGUUCUAAAUUUUUUAAUGUUAACUUAACUAAUAUGAAAUUACAUUGGAGGGAAUAAACAAUGUACUUGCCUGUAAAUUGAAGAACACAAAACCUAUUACUUUUAUUAAAGACCCUAAUGACAAUGAUUCUGUCACCAGUGACCCAAGUAAAAUAAGCAACGUUCUUAAUGACCAUUUCGCUUCUGUUGGACCUAAACUGGCAAAUAAGUUACAAACCGUUUAGCGCAAUUAUUUUGAUUUUAUGAACGGAUCUAACUCUCGUGACCCGUCGUUUGCUUUCAACCUACAACACUCGUCACAAAUCGUUGAAACAGGGGCCAUUUGUCUUGAAUUUUCUCCAAAUUUCUUACAUUCACUCUUCACACCUUUGUUCUCACUCAAAUGUGCCCCUCUCCUUCCCCAAUGUUGAGCCGAGCGUAUUUUGGACCACUGAAAUGACUGCAAACCCAAGUCAACAUUGGGGAGGGGAAAAUCACACAAGUGUUUCAAGAUUUGUGACGAGGAUUGUAGUUACCCCAAACUGUUAACUGCUGUCAUUUAUUAUUAGUAAUACCGUUAGCUUAUCAGUAGUCUCUAGUUAUUGUUGCCAAUUUUAGUUUCUUUAGUUCUCUUGUUACUUUUAGUUGUAUUUAGUUGUAUUUAUUUCCUGUAAACAUGACCCGCCUGAAUUAGCUUAGCUACCCGAGGGCAUGUUAUAAUUGUACUUUUACCUCAAAACACAAUAAAAAAUGCAUGUAUGUAUAAGAUCGUGUAAGUCACACGAAUAGUACAAUAUUUUAGCGUUUCGGUAAGAAACCUUUUUUAACAUGAUCUUUUUAAUCCUUAUCUCUUUGUUAAGCAGCCACGACCGUUAGUUUCGGUGAUAAAUUUAUGCUGACUUGGAUAUACAGCAACAACAAGUUGUCUUUCACAUUGAGAUGUAAAACCACUGGUUGGUGUGCAGUCGCCUUUACAACAGGGGAUGGUAGCGGCAUGCAGGAUUACGAUAUUGCCUUGGGCGGGGUCGCUUCCGGCGACAACUAUCUUGAUGUAAGUAAUAUGGAGUUUCAUUCAGUAUAAAGAACUACCCUGCUUUAGAACAUUUGACGUACUCCAGAUGGGCUAGUGUAUUGAAUAGCGUUUCCAAAUUUACAGUAAGACCCAAGGAAAUAUUACUAUUACUAGUGGCUUAUACAUCCUCAUCAAUUUUGAGUGAUUCCUCCUGGUAACACUGAGAUCACUAGAUAUAUUCAUACAUACUACAUACAUACUUUAUUAAGGUGACUAACACUUAGCUAUGAAGCUGUUUUACAGGUCAGUCGAUACAUAGCAACGAUAUAAACUGUUAACAUACUCUUGAGUCAACAAGGAGGUAGAUAUCGCUUAUAUUUGUGCCCACUGCAGCUAUGUAGCGGUAGUUAAGUGCGUCAGUUAGUCCGCAACGGAUACUCAAUGUUCAUAACAACAAAAUCUGUUCUUAUAAAAGAUCUACAAAACCUUUUAUGUCGUCAAAAAAAGAUUCUUUAAAAAAACAAUUCAAAACGCAGUUUUUAAGACAAGAUCUCCAAAUAAGAAAAACCUGGUUAGAUUAGAAAAGCGAACGAUCCACUGAACGUGAAAAUGAGGACGUGAGUGAAUGGAUGUAAUGAGACUAAGGAGACUAUAGACAGUGUUCGUAUGUUGGCUGAAGAGAAAGACAUUAUGACCUUGAAAAUCGUGCGCAAAAGGCCAUUCAAGCAGUCUAAUGAGGCAGCAGGUCUCAGAAAUUUCGCGCUCAGCACGAAGUUGUAAUUUAAGAUUUAAUACCUUAAAAAGUGACGGUCUGUGUUAAAGAGGUAAAUAAGAGACUUUGUUUCUUUACCCGUAGGAUUACUGGAGCACCUCAACGAAAAAACCAUCAAAGGAUAGUGCAAAUGACUUUGUUAUUAGAACGGCAACCGAGGCUGGUGGAUAUACAACGGUGGAGUUUGAGAGAGAUCCAGAGACAAGCGACACUGAUAACGAUGUUCAGUUUAAGGUAAGUUCUUCCUUUUUUAAAAUUCCAUCUCCGGGUGGGACCGUGGACCCCACUCCCAUACGCCCCACCCGGAGAUGGAAAGGAGCGGGAGUUCGGGUACAAAAGCGAGCCAUCCCUGCGGGGAGGAAGUGCGACAACCUGUUGUCAGGUGUCCGUCUCAACGAAGAGAAGGGAAAACAGGAUAAAAUACGUCUAUUUACACUAAAUUCGUAAAUAUUGUGUACAGCCGGUUUUCCUGUGGAUCCACAGAUGGCGGAAUUAAAUACACAGGUCCAAGAGGCAAAGGGGCGUUUGUUUGUGACAGGCCCAAGUGAGAAUAGGCAUCCAAGUUUAAUUUAGUCCUCGACUAUAUGGAGAAAAGUCUUCCCUGGACAGAGGGUCACCUUCCUAGCCGAGUCAUCCUUAGCCCGGAGCGUUUAUAUGAACAAACCAAGAGCUGACAACAGCGCAAGUGCAUGCCUGCCUUGACUGAAUUGACCCGGCUUGACGAGCCAACUUGAUUACAUGGAGAAACGUUGACCUGACCAGCGAAAUAUGUAACCUGGAUAGGCGUGUCAUCCUGCAAGCCGAGCCAACUGUUUGAUUCUCGUAAACAGUUCACCAAGUUUUUUAAGGGAAUGUAGGAAGAUUUGGCUAACCCUGGAUACUAGCUCGGGUAGGCAAGUGACCCUUCUAUCUCGGACAAGUCUUCUCCAUACAUACAUAAAUACAUGUUUUAUUUGGAGUCUUAGCCGGGGGGGGGGGUGUCCUUGGGUUAAUUUUUCCUGGGUAUGUGCCGCUGGCCUCUGAUAGCCCCUACUCCAUUACAGUCUAUUUUGGGGCCAAUUACAGACCCCAUCUUAGUCACUUUUGGGCAAAUAUGUAAUUUUCGCGAUCCUAACUUAGCCACUUUCUAUUUUUAUGAAUUGACCCAUUAUUUAAACCGAAUGAAGAACGCUUUACUUUUCACCUACAGCGCAAACAUUCUGGUAAGUUUGCUAACCGCAAAUUUGAAGAACUGUCUUACACCAAAAAAUCCGAAAAUGUGAGACCCCAUUCUAGUAACUCAAUUGAAAAUGCUACCCCAUCCAGCGGUACAUCCCCAUUAGCCUCUUAUAAGGAGGAACCCUCCCUCGCGGGGGCCUUAGGAACUUGCUGCUGUUUCACAAGGUUGAAAAUAGCAUGAAAUUCUUUACAUAUAUUUUUAUGUAGCCUGGUACUGAAGUCAUGAUUGCGUGGGCCAUGCACAGCUCUAUGGAUGGAAAUGAAGAUAUUUCCAAGCACACCGACAGAGAAGUACUACCAACCAAGUACAUACUGGUCCCAGGAGCAGCAAAUAUGCUGGAGUCACGUGCCAUGCUCUCUGCGAUCCUGGCCGCCAUUGUUGUCUGUUUGGUGUCCUAAUGAGAGACAUUUACUUAACACCACGUUGAAUUAGACUAUCAUGGCACUUUUAAAACAUUUCUAAAUUACUAUGACUUCGUAAUGCCGACGGUUCAUCCUAAAACAAAAAGUGCUUUUUGUUAGAAGCACUUUAAUUUUCCAACGCUAUCUAAAAUUAGGGGUAAACAAGAGACUAUAAAGGGGACAGAGAAGGCAUCCCCCAUAUACACCAUAUUCCAUAGGUAAUUCGUCUCGAGUUAUUUUUAGAAUCGGGAUAAAGUUACCUCGCGCGAGGCGUGGAUGUUUCGUGGAGGUUUCGCAUGACCAAACGCCGUGCAAAACAUGUCGGGCGAGAGGCAAUGAAAGCGUAAAAAGAUCGAGAGCAUUCCUGAAUAUUGAAGCGAAAUGAGUCGGCGCUCACCUGGGAAAAAGGAAUCGCUGGACUCUUUGACAACCCGUGAAAUCAGUUUAACUCGAAGUUGUCGUAACCUCAGUGUUUUAAUAAAAUGAGAAAUUUCGCCGGUCUAUUGAAACCGGUCGUUUGUACAAUUUAGGGAGUUUAAGAUCCAACGACGCGGACGACAACUAGAACGUCAAAAAAAAACAAUAGGUUUAAUUAGCAAAACAACAACUUCGCACGUGCAACACACUUUUUUGUUCAUUUCUUUCCCGUUUUUGCACGACUACGACGUGAAAAUGCCUAAUUUCGCGUUUUAUGGAGGACGUAAAUAAGCAACGACGAAAUUUUAUUUCUCUUUCUGAGCUUGAAUAUGGUCCCUUGAAAUUCAGCUUUUGGAGGGUUCGCCUGCAAUUGAGUAAGUGGGUAGGAAUAAUCGCUAUAAAGACUGAAAAAAAUAAACAUCAAACCAGAAAUACACCAAUUCGGCUAACGCAAUGUUGUACCCAAUUCAGAUCUCUCGGGGUUAAGAUUCUUUGUGCACUGUAUUUGCAUUAUAAGGUGGCAUUCACAUUUAAAUGAUAUGGAAAUUCCUGAGACCAAAAAGUUUUAUUCCCAAAGGGUUUGAAUUGGGUACAACAUUGAGUUAGCCGAAUUGGUCUAUUGCUGUCUUCAAACUGUAAAUUAUAAAUGAUCCUGAGAGAAUAUUCAGUGUGUUAAGGAUUUCCCUACUCUACUCUUAGCUCUAUACAAGAGAGGAAGGGCGAUUCUUUUUUAAUUUCGGUUUCGCUGACACAGCUUUCUCAGAAAUCUCGCUGUAGUCGUUUUCGUCGACAAAAGGAAUAGCAAAAUCGCUCUCCGCGUCUUCCCCCAUUUUGUUCUGCGUCAUUUCGUGAAGGACGCGUGGCUCUCAGCGUGGGUCAUCCACGCGGAACACAUUCGCGCUAUGUGAUUGGCUGUUGUCUAAUCCCCCUUGAGAUCUGUGGUGUUAAAAAUAACUCGAGACGAAUUACCUAUGGAGUAGGGUGUAUAUGGGGGAUACCCUCUCUGUCCCCUUUAUAGUCUCUUGGGUAAAUUGAUUUCAUUUAAGUCCAUUUAAGGGCUCAUAUGGACUCAUGAACUGAAUAUAGUCUCAAAGCCGCUUUGGUGAGGCUCUUUUGGCAGAGAUGUUGUUGGCGAUGGC
Molecule: messenger RNA, 8740 nt
Organism: Porites lobata
Lineage: Eukaryota; Metazoa; Cnidaria; Anthozoa; Scleractinia; Poritidae
Source: the annotation of a GenBank genome assembly